Messenger RNA from Folsomia candida, 801 nucleotides. RefSeq lists its product as uncharacterized. The transcript has 2 exons. NCBI's taxonomy places the organism in Eukaryota, Metazoa, Arthropoda, Collembola, Entomobryomorpha, Isotomidae. The record is from RefSeq and is a predicted model, not a curated record. The coding region runs from base 52 to 711 and encodes 219 amino acids.
AACUUGUUUAGUUUGAAGGGGAAGGUUAAUUUAUCACCUUAUUUUUCAAUCAUGCGAGUCGUACUGUUAGUUUUGGCGACCCUGGCUGUGGCCCAGGGUCACAUGAGAUUUCUCGAGCCGCCCUGUCGCGCUUGUAUUUGGCGCUUCCCGGAGUACGCUUCAUACAAUCCGGAACCACGUGGAAAUGAUGACGAGUUUUGGUGCGGGAAUGAACGUCUCUUGGAAGAUGUCGCUGGGCGGUGCGGAAUCUGCGGGGAUGACGUGAAUCAACCCAUGCCUCGUGAAACGGAACGUGGUGGACGAUACUGGCGCGAUUUGCAAGUUAGGACGUAUGCAGCGGGAGCGACAAUUCCCAUCCACCUGCACUCCAAUACUCAAAACCACGGCGGCGGGAUGGAAGUUCACCUGUGCGCGGCACAAUUCGAAACGGAGGACUGUUUCCAGAAGCUCGUCAUGGGAAAUGGUGAUACCUACUGGCCCCUUAACUUGGCCGAGGGAACGAUGAAUAUCGAAACCACAGUGACCUUGCCGGCCGGCGUGACCUGUGAAAAAUGCACUUUGAGAGCCCAUUACCGUGGCGCGCAGGCCUGGGGAACCUGUGACAAUUCUAGGACGUGUGUAUGCAACCCGAACAGUGGCGAUCCACCAGGAGGCAUGGGCUGCUCCGAACAACAGACUUUCAGAAGUUGCUCGGAAAUCAAGAUUGUUUAAAGAAAUUUAUGUAUUUUGAACAAAUUGGAGAUUUAUUUACACAGUCAAAAAUUAAAUUAAACCCUGUCACGGGGUAAUAUGCAUUAUUUA